Molecule: messenger RNA, 7309 nt
Organism: Girardinichthys multiradiatus
Lineage: Eukaryota; Metazoa; Chordata; Actinopteri; Cyprinodontiformes; Goodeidae
Gene: slitrk3a
Product: SLIT and NTRK-like family, member 3a
Exons: 3
Coding region: 498-3212 (904 amino acids)
Biological process (GO): positive regulation of synapse assembly; axonogenesis; regulation of presynapse assembly
Cellular component (GO): GABA-ergic synapse; postsynaptic density membrane
Molecular function (GO): protein binding
Source: RefSeq, a predicted model, not a curated record
GCAGAAGUAGAGGACUUGCAUUUUAAACAAACUGCUAAGGAAAAAGAGAGGAGAGAGAGUCAGUAUCACCGGAGAGCAAGAGAGAGAGAUAGGGGAAGAGAUCGCAUUCUUAUCACGUCUACAUUUCUCUUCUCUCCUCUCUUUCGGUUCAGCCACUAAGAGAGGGUGAGGAAAAGGGGGACAGGGAAAGAGAGAGAGAAGAGGAAAAGAACGGGAGAACGAGAGAGAUUUACCAGACUCAAAACUAGUGAUCUUUUUUCCCGAUGCUUUCCAAUUGCACAACAAAACUAAGACGGCUCUGUCACCCCCCUCAUUUUCUCGUUCUCUUCCCCUCCCUUACAGCCCGGCAUCGGACCGUGAGACGCGGGAUGCACCGGGCAACGACAGGACCCAUCACCGCAGAAGGAGGAUAUGUGAAGUUGGAAUCCCGCUAAACUAAUGCUGUGAAGUGGCUCUGUCCCUGGAGCCAAAACUUCAUCAUCGUGGUGUAAGCGAGGAUGCUGUGGGUUACCUUGCUGAGCACCAUAGCCUUAGGAUGGACCACACCAAUCCCACUGCUGGAGGACUCGGAGGAGAUCGAUGAGCCCUGCUUUGAGCCGUGUGACUGCGAGGUCAAGGAAGGCAUCUUCCAUGUCCACUGUGACAGUAAAGGAUUUACAAAUGUCAGCCAGAUCUCUCAAAUUUGGAGCCGGCCCUUCAAGCUCAACUUGCAGAGGAACUCGAUGAGGAAGCUCUACUUUAACAGUUUCCUCCAUCUUAACAAUGCCAUUUCCAUCAAUCUUGGUAAUAAUGCCUUGCAAGAUAUACAUGCAGGGGCAUUUAACGGCUUAGGAAUACUCAAACGGCUGUUUCUCCAUGAAAACAAACUAGAAGUUUUCCGAAACGACACAUUUCUGGGGUUGGAGAGUCUAGAGUAUCUCCAGGCAGAUUACAAUGUUAUUAAAAGGAUUGAAAGUGGUGCAUUCAGGCACCUUCACAAAUUAAGAGUGCUUAUAUUAAAUGACAAUCUCAUACCCAUGCUGCCAAAUUAUCUUUUUCGGUCUGUGUCCCUAACACACUUGGACUUGAGAGGUAACAGACUAAAGACAUUGCAGUAUAAAGGCACACUGGAGUAUGUUGGGCGGAACUUGAUGGAAAUCCAACUGGAGGAAAACCCUUGGAACUGUGUGUGUGAGAUUGUCCAGUUAAAGACAUGGCUGGAGAGAAUCCCUUACACAGCUUUGGUAGGAGAGAUCACAUGUGAAUACCCAUUCCACCUACAUGGAAAAGACCUGCGGGAAAUUAAGCGCACUGAGCUCUGUCCUCUGCUCUCCGAUGCAGAGAUUGAGGCCAAGCUGGGAAUUCCCCGGGUGCCAUUCAGCAAUGAGAACACUUGGCCUACUAAACCUUCCUCUAUGCUCUCCUCUUUUCACAACACAGCGUCUUCUGUGGAGUACAAGGAAAGAGCUGUGAAGCCUACCAAACGUCCCCGGCCCACAAAGAACCCCCCAACCCCUCGUAGCAUUUACCCAGGCCUCAACCAACCCCCUAUUGCCGGUUACCAAACAAGACCACCCAUUCCAAUAAUCUGUCCAGCCAGUUGUGUUUGCAACCUUCACAUCAAUGACCUGGGGUUAACAGUAAACUGUAAAGACAAAGGCUUUCACAACAUUUCAGAGCUUCUGCCGCGACCCCUCAAUGCUAAAAAAUUGUAUCUUAGUGGAAACCUAAUACAGAAGAUUUACCGCUCAGAUUUCUGGAACUUCUCAAGUUUAGAUUUACUACAUUUAGGUAACAACCGGAUAUCCUAUGUCCAGGAGGGUGCGUUCAUCAGCUUACCAAACUUAAAACGUUUGUAUCUGAAUGGUAAUGACAUUGAGAGGCUCUCUCCUGGAAUGUUUCGUGGACUUCAGAUGCUGAGUUAUCUUUACUUUGAAUACAAUGUUAUCCGAGAAAUUCAGCCUCAUUCUUUCUCUCUGAUGCCCAAUCUGCAGCUGGUUUUCCUCAAUAAUAACCUGUUGAGGUCACUCCCUAACAAUGCCUUCGCUGGCACCAAUCUUGCACGUCUUAAUCUCCACAGCAAUUACUUUGUUUCCCUGCCUGUUCAUGGUGUCCUUGAGCAUCUGACUUCCAUCGUGCAGACUGAUCUCCAUCAGAACCCCUGGGACUGCUCAUGUGAUAUUAUCCCUCUCAAACAUUGGCUGGAAAAGCUUUCCUCUGUCAUUGUGGUGGGGGAUGUCAUCUGCAAGACACCCGAGUAUGCUUCUGGAAAGGACCUGCGCUCACUUGAGGUUGAGGUCAUCUGUCCUGAGCUGAAGCAUUCCUCAGGUCCCUCUCCAGCUCUGCCUGGUGUGGAAGACCUCACCACAGGGAGCUCUGAAAUGGAGGAAGCAGCUGGAAGAGGGGCUGUUCCGCUAUCGGUUCUCAUCCUCAGCCUACUCAUCCUCUUCAUUUCAGCUGUGUUUGUGACUGCUGGGCUGUUUGCCUUUGUCCUCCGUCGCAGGAAGAAGCUACCUUUUCGGAAACGUUCUGAGGUGGACCUAACAGGGAUCCAGAUGCAAUGCAGGAUUUUUGAGGAUCCACCAAGGCAAAGCAGUGCAGAAAACACUGGCACGCUGGAGAAACCAACACCCAGUUUGCACACACACUCGCACACUACUCACACACACGCUCAUGGCCACGUUUAUGAUUACAUCCCCCACCCUGUGACACAAAUGUGUAACAACCCUAUCUAUAAGCCUAGAGAAGGAGAGAUUUCAGAGGAGGAGAUGGCACAGUUUGCGGAAAAGAAAGACAAUGGAAGCAGUACCAACAGUAACUACAGAACCUUGUUGGAGAAAGAGAGAGAGUGGACCUUGGCGGUCUCCAACUCUCAACUCAACACCAUUGUUACAGUCAACCACACCACAGCGGACAUGUCAGGAUUUCAUGAGAAUGGAGGGCUUUGUUCUACAGUGAUUGACAGUCAGAGGCCAACGCCAACAGUGGGAUUUGUAGACUGUUUGUAUGGGACAGUACCCAAAUUAAAGGACAUCCAUGUUGCACAUGCGCAUCCACCAGGCAUGCAGUACCCAGAUUUACAGCAGGAUGCACGGCUGAAGGAGACGUUGCUUUUUACAGCCGGGAAAGGCUGCUACCCUGAUCCCUCCCAAAGUGAUUACCUCGAGUUAAGGGCCAAACUUCAAACCAAGCCAGAUUACCUAGAAGUCUUGGAAAAAUCCUACCGAUUUUAAUCACUCAGUUGCCCACGGGCGAAGAACAAAAAAAAAAACCCUGCAGUUUUGUCAUGUACACUUUGCCACCUUCCAAAAAAAAAUCACUUAGACCAAUAUUAAAAGCUAAAUUUGAUUAGACAGCAUGAAAUAAAAUGUAUAAUUAUACAGUCACAUUGCCCCCGCUCCCACCCAAUAUCACCUUGGACGAGAGGUCAUUCUCAGAUGUUUCAAUUAAGUGCCUUUUUUUCAGAGUAGCCAGCAACGUCAACCGUUAUUUUUAUAAUAUAUAAAUAUCUCUAUAUGCCCUCAAGAAAGAAAACAAGGAAAAAAAGGGGGCACUGGGAAAUAAAACACACAAAUCAUGUUACAUCUGUCACUAAAAUCCAUUUGUAUGGAGUUAACAUGAUGUGCUACUAGUUACCAUGAGGACGAACGGGAGCUGGACGUCUCCCUUACUUUUUGUUUUUUCUUUUGUUUUUCCUCUCUUCUACCCUUCAAAUAGGAUGUACAAACACCUGGAAUCUGUGCACAUUUUUUCUUUGUGUUACAUUAUCAAACGAGUCUAAAGAAUACUUAUAUUUAAACUGAACUGCAGUUUCCUGCAUGCACUCGCUUCAGUGCAGGAAGUGAGAGGAUUUAUUCAGAACUAUCACGUCUCUCUAUGAACAGAGAUACUGCAACACAUUUACGGUUCAGUGGUCUAUUUAAUUUUUAUAUCUUAUUAAUAUGGUUAUUACUCUUAAUGAAGACUUAUGUCUAUAUCAGGAUGCUUCUUGUAAAGAAAAGGAAGCGCCAACGCAGGGAUGGUAAAACAUUUGUGAAUAUUAUUACAAGACCAUACUGAGGGGUUUUCUGGAUAUUUCCACACUCUUUAAGACACCACUCCCUCUUCCCUUUUCAUUGCUUCUGGAUUUCCCAUCGCAAACCACUAACAGCUUUGUAGUAAGCACUUUUAAUGUUUUCUCUUUCACAAAGAUUUGAAGAAAAAUGUGCAUAUAUUUAUUCUGUAAUUUCAGUGAAGAAUUUUAUUGUAAAGAUAAUGUUAAAUCAAUGUAUAGUGAUUAUGCGUCUGGUAUAGCCUUCUUAAUAAAAACAAACUCUUUAAUCUAAUUGAUGAAGGUGUCAAUGCCAAUACCAAUGACAGUGGAACAUGCGUGGAAUGGAGACCAACAAGAUGUGUAUUUGGUGUAGGUUGUGGUCAGCCAUUAGCUGUCAUCAGGCAUAAAGCGCAUGCUAGACCAAGAAGCAGUGCAAGGUAAUAAACAUCCUAUAAUAACACAAACUUGUUAAUAUUCAUCUAACAAGAUUUGCAUCCAAUUUAUCUACAUUUCCAGCUACAUGGAAAAAAUAAUACAAGAUGCUGAUUUUGUUUUUUGUUUUUUUUAACUGAGGGUCUUAUUAUGAUAUGUUAAUGCAUAUUUUGUUUGGUAAAUUGCAGGCUUUAGCCGCAUAUCUAAAGCCAAAGUAAAACCAGCCCAGAACAAGUCGAGUGAAUGCUGCUGGCUUUUGAGGAAGAUAUCUUAAAAAGGCAACUCAGAGAGGCAUGGCACAGUUAUCUGAACAUGUAUCGCUGAUGUAUGCAAAUAAAAACUAAUUGAGAGGGUAAGUGGCAUCGUCAUUGGAAGAUACUUUUCGAAUUUGCACAUCUUAUUUCUCAGUUCUCCCUGAAAGUUUGCUAUGUGUUUGCACUCCACUAGGGGGCGAUAGAAAUAUUCUGCCACUCCAGAGAUUUGGUGCUGUUGUAUGGUUAUCAUAUAGGCUACGGUUUGAAAAUUAUAAGAAAUAUUAUAUAGAAUAGAAAUAGAAAUAUUAUAUAGAAUAGAAUACAGAAUAUUUAUAUAUAUAUAUAUCUAUAUAUAUAUAGAUAUAUAUAUAUAUAUACACAUUUUUAAUAGCAUGAGUUUUAGCUUUCUUUGAUCAGCUUGUGAUUAAAUUAUUCAAAGUAAAGCAUAACAAAUUUACCUAGAAAAUUGCCAAAUCUUUGAGAGAUUAAUUUAUCAACUCUAUACUUUUAAUUAUAUCUAUACUUUUCUGUACCGCAGUUACCAUUUGAUUAAUGUAGCUUUUCAUUGUGCUACACAUGCUCGUUUCUUAGCCUCAUCUAUUCUGCAAACCAGACAAAGGAAAUUGGAACGAAAGGUUAGGGGGUUGUACCAACUAAUGAUUAAAAUAUAAUAUCAGCAUUAUUACCAAUUAAUCUCUUGUAUGAUGCAGUCUUGAUGUCUUAAAAUUUGUAAGUACAGUGAAUCUAAAAAGUUUACACACCCAUAUUAAAAUGCCAGGUUUUUGUGAUGUAAAAAAAAAUAAGACAAAUCAUUUCAGAACUUUUCCAUCUUAUUGCGACCUAUAACAUGUACAACCUGAAUUUAUUACAGCUACUUGUCUUUUUGUGUAGGCAUGUAUCUGCAUGGCACAUCUCUACAAUAUUUGGGCACUCUUUGAAAAACUGUUCCAAACCUGUCAGAUUGUGAGGCCAUUUCUUAUGUACAGUCCUCUUCAAUCACACCACAUACUUUUAAUCAGAAUCAGGACUUGGCUUUUUCUAGGAUAUUCUAUAAAACUCUAUAAUUUUCUUCUGGUGAAGUCAUUAAUUUUCUUUAUUUAGAUAUAUACUGUGAGUUGUUAUGCUGAAAGAUGCUUUCUAGCAGAAGUCUGAUAUUUUGUGCAAACACUGAUUGGUAUUUUGAUAUGUUCAUGGUGUCCUCCACAUUAACUAAGUCCCCAAUUCCAGCUGAAGAAACAGACCCCAAAGCAUGAUGUUUCCACCACUAUGCCUUACUUGAUGUAUCUUGUUCUUUUCUUUAUAAGGAAAUGCUUCCAUAUUUUCCAUCUUACCAUUUAACCCCAAAGCCCAUACAUAUAAAGACCAAAAUAAGUACUUGUCAAAAGUUCCUGCAGCUUCUUCAAUAUUGCUGUAGGCCCUUGCCAACCUCCUUGACCAUUUUUCUCUGUUGUUUCAUUGAUUUUGGGGGAAGUCUAGUUCUUGCGUAUACCAAUGUUGCACCACAUUUCCUACACUUGAUGUUUUUUGCUCCAUGGUAUAUAUAAUGCCCUGAUGGAUUCCUUUUGACAAUGAGAUACUUCCGAUGCCGUGGAAACUCUCUGCAGAUCAUGGUCUUUGCUGUAAGAUGAAACAAAGAAAAUGUCAGGAAAAGUGUACAAGGAUAAGUUAACUUUAUUUAGGGUUAAUCAGAGGUGUUGUAUAUAGUCACAGGUGUGUACUGACUUCUAUGAGUUUGAAUGGGGUGGCCAGCCAUACCCCCAGAUAAACGAGGGUAUGCACAGUUUCAACGAAGUUGUACAUGAAAUAGGUCACAUAAAAGCUUUAAAAGGAUCUCAAAUUAUUAAUUUUUUAGAUCACAAAAACAGCUAUUUUAAACGGGUGUGUGCACCUGUCAUUCUUAUUGUAAGUACAUUUAGGGAUUGAUUCAUAUUUUUCUCUAUGGCCACAUUGUUUAAAUACAAUGCAUUAAAUAGGAGGGGUGAUGCUCAGUUGGACUAUAUUGUUAUUGUUCCUGAUAUGUAUCAACGUACAGUAACUAAAAUGUAGCAAACCAAACAUUCUUUUCUGAAAGAUGUUCAGGUAUUGUUGAUGAGUCAUUUCCAGAAUUGGUUAUCAGUGAUCCAGUCUAUAAGCUUGCAUUAAAUUGAGCAUUUUAUCUUGCGUUGCCUUCAUUCUUUUGGCAAUUAUUGCUGCUCAGAUAAGCGAGGACAACUUCAUAUAAAUCCUUCAAAAGUAUGGCUAUAUAAUGUAAAGGCUUUUUGUUUUUAUUGCUUUUGGAAAGUUUUACAGUGCUGAACUCUUGUAAUCUGCUCCACCUAAUUUGUCUUCUCCUUUUUCAGAAUCAGAAUCAGAAUCAGCUUUAUUGCCAAGUUCGUACCUACAAACAAGGAAUUUGACUCCGGUACACUUUUUUUCUGUAUUUACACACAUUCACACACAGAAAAACACACAAAACCUUAGUUUCCAUGAAGACAAGGUCAGUUUAUACUGUCAGCAAUUUUAGAGUGCACUCAGUUUGAUUAAAAGCAUGAUGUAAUUCUCUGUUACUCUAAACCUUUACCAUCCCCAACCCUCUCUAAAAUGAAUAGAUAAAUAAAGUUUUGGGAUCGUU